UGCAAUUGACUAUGUGAAAUUCCAAUGGCCACAAAAAACUCUCAUGGUGCAACAUGACGAUUGAAACAAAGGCAAAAAUCUAGAUAGAAAAUAGCGGCACAAGAAUCCGAUUAAAGUGAGAAAGGUCGUGGCCGUGGUGUCAAAGCGUGAGGAAUCGUUGAUUGCGGGCGGCAGCUUGUGCAACGUUCACGGCUGGCGGGUCCCGCGCGACCCGGCCACAGACGUCGACCGCUCCGUCUAAGAGAUGUACUGGAUAUUCCUCGUCGCCUGCCUCGUCACCUCUGUGGACUUACAAGAGGCCACAGAUGGUGACUGCGAUGACAAUCUUGAGGAGCAAGCGCCAGAGAUUGAUGUGCAGAACUUAUUGGAGCUGGAGGAAGUGUGUCCCGAGCUGAGCGGCCAGAUCAUUGGCGGCAGACCCAGCUCUGUUGCUAGACAUCCAUAUCAGGUGUCUAUGGUCCUCAAUGGAAAUUCAUUCUGCGGCGGAUUUAUCAUUAGCCCUGACUACGUGUUGACAGCUGCCCACUGCGUCAGAAACGUGCAACCUUCCGGCGUCCGCCUUAGGGUGGGUAGUACACGACGCGACUCGGGCGGUCGAAUAGUGGCUGUCGCGAAUGUCACCGUUCACCCACAGUACGGACAGCCACAGUUUGACAACGAUAUUGCAGCACUGCGAUUGGCCCAGCCGCUGGUGUUCAGCGACGCCAUACAACCGAUUAGAUUACCUACUCCUGGACAAGCCGUGCCGCUCGUUCGACUCACGGUUACUGGAUGGGGCUUGACGGCUCCUCGAGGUCGGCGCAUACCUCGCCUCAUGAUGGAGGCAAACGUGCCAGUAGUCCCUCACUGGCUGUGUAGACUUUCAUAUGGAGAUGCGCUCACAACCCAUAUGUUUUGUGGAGGACACUUUCUCAUUGGAGGUGUUUCCUCAUGUCAGGGUGAUUCUGGAGGCCCGGCUGUCUUUAGAGGAACAGCAUUCGGAGUUGUAUCUUUUGCAAGAGGAUGUGCACUACCUCUGUCUCCAACCGUAUUCACAAACAUCGCAACACUUAGAGAUUGGGUGACGCAAACCACAGGCGUUUAAAUGAAAAUGACACCUUUAAGAGUUUUUUCAGCAUUGACCUGUGACAUUGACUUGAUAAAUAUAAGAGUUAAAACUAUUAGGUUCCGCAACAUAGUUAUUUAUUAAAAUAAAAUUAUUGUUAUGUUUUAA
Messenger RNA from Leptidea sinapis, 1213 nucleotides. RefSeq names its product trypsin 3A1-like. Gene Ontology annotation, molecular function: serine-type endopeptidase activity. Gene Ontology annotation, biological process: proteolysis. The transcript has 6 exons. The record is from RefSeq and is a predicted model, not a curated record. The coding region runs from base 245 to 1084 and encodes 279 amino acids. Lineage: Eukaryota; Metazoa; Arthropoda; Insecta; Lepidoptera; Pieridae.